CUUCAUCGCAUUUUUAGUUAGUUUUUAAGUUCUCUCAAUUUUUAAUCUCAACUUGGUUUCGACAAAUUGUUGUUGUUUGCCCAACAAACAAACACACAGACACACUCACAGACACAGAGAGAGAGAAGAGAAGCAUCAGGAGCAGAAGAAGAGAGACGUGACGCAUUAUUGAUGACGAUACGACUGCAGCUGGACACUUUGAAUCCCUGUCGUCGAGGCGGAUGUCAAUAAGGCCAACGACGGCAACGGGCGGCCGCUCGCGUCCGGCUCCAGCAGCGAGCCAGCGCCAACAACACCAACAGCAGCAGCAGCUGGGACAGGAGACGCAUCCAUUGCCGCAGCUGCAAGUGGAGCAGCUGCUGGCGCCAUCGCAAUCGCAUUACAUAAUUGGGGAGCAGCGCUAUAGCUGGGAGCGUGCGCUAAGCGCCUCGACUCCUGUGCGUUAUCCAUCGCAGGCGACUCCAGCAUCGAUGUACAGCAGUCGCCAUGAUCCAAGGAUUGCACUCUUUGCCGCCAGCAACACCAAUCAACAGCCCAAUAAUCUGAAUAAUCCAAGUGCUCGCAAUAAUUUCAAUUUUCGAUGUCGCCACACGCGCAACAUUACGCGUAAUCCUCUCCAGCAACAGCAGCAUCAGCAGUUGCCCCUGAAUGUGCCACUUUUGGUGGCAUCGCCACGCGCUUGCGCUGGCACCUCAAUGCCGCCCCACAGCGAGCACUCGGUGCGUGCCACAACAGCGGCAGCUGCCACACAAUUGCGUGAUUUCGGACGCAAGUAUCCUUUGUGGCUGCCCGAGUACAAACGUCGUGCAUUCAAUGCCUCCAUGGAUGAAAAGUAUGUGGAGAGCAUUUGGGCCACAUUGAAGAAUGCCAUACAGGAGAUACAGAAGAAGAACAACUCGGGACUGUCCUUUGAGCAACUGUAUCGCAAUGCUUACAACAUGGUGCUGCACAAGCAUGGCACUCGUCUCUAUUAUGGACUGCGUGAGGUUGUCUCGGAGCAUCUGGAGCAAAAGGUGCGCCAGGAGGUGCUCGAGAGUUUGCACAGCAAUUUUCUGCCCAAACUGAAUCAGGCCUGGACCGAUCAUCAGACCUCGAUGGUCAUGAUACGCGACAUACUCAUGUACAUGGAUCGCGUCUAUGUGCAGCAGCGUGGCCUGGACAAUGUCUAUAAUCUGGGACUCAUACUCUUCAGGGAUCAGGUUGUUCGCUUUCCGGAAAUACAGAAGGCGCUGCGCGAAAAGCUGCUGGGCAUGGUGCUGGAGGAGCGACAUGGCGAGGCCAUCAAUCAUUUGGCGAUCAAGAAUGCCUGCACCAUGCUCAUCACGCUGGGCAUCAAUUCGCGCACCGUUUACGAGGAGGACUUUGAGAAGCCGUUCCUCUCACAGUCGGCGGCCUUUUACAAAUUCGAAUCGCAAAACUUUCUUGCGGAGAAUAACGCUGGCGUUUACAUCAAGAAAGUGGAGGCACGCAUCACCGAGGAAUCAUCGCGAGCGGCGCUCUAUUUGGACAAAGAUACCGAGCCACGGAUUGUGCGUGUCGUUGAGGAGGAGCUAAUUAAGAAACACAUGCGCACCAUUGUCGAGAUGGAGAAUUCGGGUGUGGUGUAUAUGAUUAAGAACUCGAAGACCGAGGAUUUGGCAUGCACAUACAAGCUAUUCUCACGACUAAAGGAGGAGGGCCUCAAGGUGAUAGCGGACACAAUGUCUGCGUAUCUGCGGGAACAGGGAAGCAUGCUGGUCAAGGAGGAGGAGAAUGGGAAUACAAAUCCGAUAACAUUUGUGCAAAAUCUGCUCGAUCUCAAGGAUCGUUUCGAUCAGUUCUUGUUGCAUUCGUUUAGCAAUGAUCGACUCUUUAAGAAUGUGAUCUCGGCGGAUUUCGAGCAUUUUCUCAAUCUGAACAACAAAUCACCCGAAUAUCUGUCGCUCUUCAUCGACGACAAGCUGAAAAAGGGUGGCAAGGGCAUGAGCGAGCAGGAGAUCGAGACCAUUCUGGACAAGACAAUGGUGUUGUUCCGCUUCCUGCUUGAAAAGGAUGUCUUCGAGCGCUACUACAAGACACAUUUGGCCAAACGUUUGCUGCUCAACAAAUCAGUCUCCGAUGACUUUGAAAAGAACAUGAUAUCCAAACUAAAGACUGAAUGUGGCUGUCAAUUUACAUCAAAGCUGGAGGGCAUGUUCAAGGAUAUGUCCGUUUCAAAUACGAUUAUGGAUGAGUUCAAGAGUUAUGUAAAUAAUAACAAUUUGUCAUUGAGCGGUGUUGAGCUGACGGUGCGCAUUUUAACCACCGGCUUUUGGCCCACACAGACGGCAACGCCUAACUGCAACAUACCCUCUGCACCACGCGAGGCCUUUGAGGUGUUUAAAAAGUUCUAUUUGGACAAACACUCGGGUCGACAGCUAACGUUACAGCCGCAAAUGGGCACUGCCUACAUCAAUGCCGUUUUCUAUGGCCGCAAAGCGAAUGACAGCGACAAGGACAAGGAUGGGCCAAGCUCAAGUUCAAGUGGCUGCGCUGUGCCCACAACAACACGCAAGCAUAUACUACAAGUGUCCACCUACCAGAUGUGCGUCUUGUUGCUGUUCAACAAUCGGGAUGUGCUGACCUAUGAUGACAUACACCAAGAGACGGACAUACCCGAGAGGGAGCUGGUGCGCGCUUUACAAUCGCUGUCCAUGGGCAAGCCUGCCCAGCGUUUGCUGGUGCGCAACUCCAAAACGAAAACAAAAGACAUUGAGCCCUCGGAUGAGUUUUAUGUGAACGAUGCAUUUGUCUCCAAGUUCCACAGGGUAAAGAUACAAACGGUUGCGGCCAAGGGCGAAUCGGAGCCAGAGCGCAAGGAGACGCGCGGUAAAGUUGAUGAGGAUCGCAAACAUGAAAUUGAAGCAGCCAUCGUACGCAUUAUGAAGGCUCGCAAACGCAUGGCGCACAAUCUGCUGGUGUCGGACGUGACGUCGCAGCUAAAGUCACGUUUCUUGCCGUCACCUGUGUUCAUCAAGAAGCGCAUCGAAGGCCUUAUCGAGCGUGAAUAUCUGGCGCGAACGCCAGAAGAUCGCAAGGUGUACAUCUACUUGGCUUAAAA
Molecule: messenger RNA, 3079 nt
Organism: Drosophila albomicans
Lineage: Eukaryota; Metazoa; Arthropoda; Insecta; Diptera; Drosophilidae
Gene: Cul3
Product: cullin-3
Exons: 10
Coding region: 222-3077 (951 amino acids)
Biological process (GO): ubiquitin-dependent protein catabolic process; protein ubiquitination
Cellular component (GO): Cul3-RING ubiquitin ligase complex
Molecular function (GO): ubiquitin protein ligase binding
Source: RefSeq, a predicted model, not a curated record